UAUGUAACGGUAUUUUUGACAUAUUCACAGUUUUUUUCAUAUUUUUUUAUAUAUCCGGGUCAUAACCGCAACAAAUUUUUCUGUCUUUAUUUAUUCUGAAGAGUUUCGUUCUGGUUCAUUUCGAAAGACAGACGCCAAUAUGAUGUUGUUGCUGGUGUUGUUGUUAUCUCGACCAUGAUCUGACUAAAGUUAUUCUUAUUUACUGUAUCAAUAUUUCAAUCUCGACUAAAUUUGUUACAGAAAGACACUAUGGAACGAUUCUUAACAGCAUUUAUUCUGACACUGUUGUUUAUUCACAACUCCGCCGUGUGCCCUAAACCUAAAUACAUUGAACCUUAUUAUCGUUAUGAGACAGAUUGUUGUCAGGAGGAUUUGGAUGUUUUCAAACCUUUUCCUAAUGGAAAGUACCCAGAAAAGCCAAAGAUUCUUGAACUAACAGAUUUCCUGCGAAAUGAAAAAAGAGGAAUAAAAGCUGUGUGGAAUGCAAAUUUAACCCAUUUAAAAGGAUUUAAAAUUGAAUAUGAGUUUAAAGAUUCUGGUAAGAAAAUCUGUAGAAUUUUGGACUUUUCUAAAUUUCUGAGGAAGAACAAAUCCAUUAGUAAUCAUAACUUUGAAUUUGAAAUACAUCCUGUAAGAAAAAAUAAAGAACUUUUGGUUCAUCUUCAUCCAUUGCCAGAAUCUGGAAACAACUAUCCUCCUGCUCAGGAAGUUGAUACAUUCAUGUGCCGUGAAUGGUUAAGUGAAAUGGAUUAUUCAUUGAAAGAUGAUAUGUUAAUUGUGCAGUUUAAACAAGGACCUUCAAAAUGUAAUAUAAAAAUGUAUAAUUUAACACUUUAUGAUGGACAGUCACGCAUUUUAAAGGAGGCAGCUGUCAAUUCUUCCAAGACACUCUCCAAAUUAAAACACAAAUUUCAUGGAUUAUGUCCUGGAACCUAUGAAAUAAGUGUUGAAAUAUUUGAUGAAUUUUGGAAUGAUGAUGAAAAAUGUAUAUGUAGAGCAAAGAAUGGAAGAUGUGGUGUCCAAUGUUAUCGGUCGGUGUCCAGUAAAAUUAAAAUUUUGAGUUCACCAUGUACAGUGCCAUCACCAACAAAUGUGACUACAGCUAAGAUGGGUUUAGCAACAAAACCUAAGAGCUCUUUUAAGUUAACCAUAUUACUUGCCAUUAUUGGUGCUAUGAUUGGUCUGCUACUUUUGAUUCUUAGUUUCUACUGUUUCAAGCGAACAGUCCAAGAGAAAAGAGGGCUGAUAUUUUAUACAGAGGACCAUUCUUACCACUGUGAAGCCAUUGAUAAGUUUAUAUCGUUCAUGAAUAAGAGUAAAUGUAAACUAGAAGUUGCUGCUCGGCUAGUGAAAGGUGGUGAUCCAUUAAGACUGAGUUUGGAAAUUCAAAAGUCUGAUUUUAUAAUUCUUGUUUACUCCAAAGCUCUUCACAAAAGAAUUCAGGCGUGGAAAAGCAACCAAGAUUACAUAAAUUUUUUAAAAGAGGAUAACUCAGCACUUUUGACAGUUUCCCUUCUCAAGGAACUUAAAGCAAGCAAAAAACUUAUCAUUUGUAAGUUUCCUCAGGCACCAAACUCUGGUAUCAGCAGUGAAUUUCCUUCAGUUAAGUGUUACACUCUUACAAAAGAAUUGAACUUGCUUAUUCAACAAAUCCAUAGAACAGGGGUGGAUCAAGAUCUCGCUAUUCUUGUCAAAAGUAAUAAACUCAAUCAUAAAUUUAACUCUUUGACAAACACAAUCAAGAAUGCUGCCACAUUUGAAGAAAAUAGUUCCUAUUGGUUUGAAGACAAAUAUAUUUGCCCCAAGAAAAUGGAGUCUUUAAAUGAAAUGCCUGAUUACACUGAAAAGUUUCUUGUCGAUGGAUGUGAACAUAGUAUUUAUUCCAUCCCUAUAAGUUACAUGUUUGAACAGAUAAAUGUAGACAAUGACACAAUUGCUUAAAAGAUUCACAGGUUGGAUUCGUUUGUUUCAACAAAGAUUUGGUUCCAUUUUUAUAUUUUUAUAUCUCAUCCUGGAUCCUUCCUGCUUUUCUUUUACCUUUUCACUCUACCUCUUUUCUUCUCUUACCUGAUGUUCUGCAUUUUUCCUUCUCUUAUAGAAACAAAAAACAACAAAAUCCACAUUUAACUUUAAAAACCAAAGAACUUAUUUUAUACUUUUGCCUAUUUCAUUGACAUGUUAGAGAGAGAAAUAAUUAUAUUUUUAUGAGCAAAGUUUCCAAAAUUAAGACAGUUUUAUUCUGGCUUAUUGAAGACUCUUAAGUUGUAAAUUAAUUAACUCUUAAUGACCCUGAAUAGGAUUUUCUUGUGAUAAUGCAGUUUUCUGUUGGCUCCUCUAGAGUUAGAGGAAAAUUUGAAUUCAUCAAUUCAUGCAAAUGAAACGCUUAAUUAUAAUUAAUCUGACAGCAUCAUUAGAGCAUCAGAAAAAACUGCCUUGCAUCUAUUUCUUCUCAGUUCAAAUUGCUCCAAAGCCAACUUUUCUAUGGAUAUGUCGCUAAAUAGAGGGAGUAACGUGGUGGCUCAGAAUGGUGAUCAGUGUAAAAUAUGGAUGGAGAGGGCAGUGUAAAGAAUGAAGGAUGACUAAUAAGAGAAAUAAUUCCAGAUAGUGAGAAAAUAUAAGUUGUGUCAG
Messenger RNA from Octopus sinensis (East Asian common octopus), 2628 nucleotides. RefSeq lists its product as uncharacterized. The coding region runs from base 250 to 1941 and encodes 563 amino acids. Lineage: Eukaryota; Metazoa; Mollusca; Cephalopoda; Octopoda; Octopodidae. The transcript has 10 exons. Gene Ontology annotation, molecular function: interleukin-17 receptor activity. The record is from RefSeq and is a predicted model, not a curated record.